Molecule: messenger RNA, 872 nt
Organism: Nematocida parisii ERTm1
Lineage: Eukaryota; Fungi; Microsporidia
Exons: 1
Coding region: 420-872 (150 amino acids)
Source: RefSeq, a predicted model, not a curated record
UCUGAGUAUGAAAAGAAGCGAGAAAAAUUAAAAGAUACAAAAAAACCCAUAAGUCAGAGGGAAAAAAGACUAAGCAGAAGGAAAUUGACGAAAAAGAGAUUAACUCUAAAAUAUCUGAGGCAGAAGCCUUAGACCUGUGCACUAUUGACGCAGAGUCUCUUGCUGAGCAGCUGACGCUAACAGAGAUAAGAAUUUUAAUUGACAUAACUCCCGUUGAAAUUCUUAAAUUCAACUAUGAGAAUGAGGAAGAAGUCUCCCCCACCUUGGCAGGGUACAUAAAGUUUACAAAUGGCCUCUCCUCCUAUGUUACAUCAAGCAUAUUUGAGUGCGAAGAGCCUCAGACGAAGUCUUCCUCUGAAAAAAGACAGUUUCACGCGCAGAGCGAAGUUGAGGCUGCACAGAACCACUGGAAAAGUGUGAUGGAAAAAUUAUUAGACAAAAACAACAGAAACAGCCUAACUUCGAUUUACAAUGGAAUAAUGAAGACUAACCCACCAAGAAUACUAAAAGAGCAAAUAUUUGAUUUGCUUACAAAAGCCACAGAAGAAAUCUCCCAGGAAACAGAGAAAGAGCUGCAAUCAGUCAAUACGCAGUACAUAAGAGACGUAAAAACAAUAGAAAAGCACUUAAUUGACGCUAGUUACAGCAAAAACGAUAAAGACACUCCGGCCAAGUUUAGAAGGAUAAUUGAAUACUUAAACUAUAUAAGGGCACAGCCACCAAAAGAUGUUGAUGAGAAAAUAAACCAUGCUAUAAUACAUAAAUUCAGAAACAUGAAAGAUAUCCGAAUGGCCACCGGGAAAGACGGCUCUGUGCUAUAUUCUGGGUGUUUUCUGUUUUUGGAACAUUCUCAUUUUAUUUCAUUAGAAUGA